AUGCCUUCCUCAUCGUCUGCAACAAUCAUCACUGCGUCUCGCUUAGAGAAGGAAAUCAAGGCCAUCUUUGAUUCUCCCUCCUUUGAGUUUGAAAACGAGUCGGAAAAGAGCAUUCGCAAGCAAGUCAUGGAACGAUUGGGGAUGGACGGCAAAUUUCCUUCCGACAAGAAGGAACUUUUCAAAAAGGUCAUCGCUCAAGUCGUGCAGGAACGAGCGGAUGAUGAUGACGAUGGUGACGACGGUGCCGAUGACGAUAAUGGUGAAGACAGUGAUGAGGAAAGUCACAAGUCUGACAUCGAGAGCAAUGAUGAUGAUGAUGAUGGUGAUGAUGGUGUUGAUGAUGAUGCUGGUAGCGACCUUUUAGACAGCGACGAGGACGAUCAAAAUGUUGAUCCCGCUCCCAAGGCUCGCAAGAAACUUUCCAAGAAGAAAGAAUCGCCCAUCAAGAAAAAGAAAGUAGUAAAAAAGACAAAGGAAACAUCCAAGGCAUCCAAAUCUACUACCAACAAAACCAAAAAGUCGACCAAGAAGUCCUCCUCUCCAACCACCACCUCUGCUGCUUCGACUCCCGCGUAUGCCUCGUAUGGCACAAAAGUCCAAAGCCUCCUCAAAUUGGGCCAAGCCAUGCGAUUUGGCCCUCGCCUCCAUGCAGGCCUAAAGGAUAUGCAAGACGACGACGAGCGCAUCGAAGCCUUGACCAAGCGCUUGCAAGAUGCCGGGGCCACUUGGAAGGGUAUUGUUCCAUCCACCCAAGAUAUCCAGGCGGCCAAGGCUGAGAAAAAGCGUAAAGACGAUUUGGAUGGUUUGGAUACCUCCUUGAUUAUUCAAGAAGGACGGGGUCGUCGCAAUCGUGGAUCCGUCAAUUAUGCCCUUCCUUCUGCCUUGGAAGAUGACGAGGAUGCUGAUGAAAAAAUUGAAGAAGAAGAAGAGGAGGUCAAGCGACCCACAAAGAAACGCAAGAGUCCCAAGAAGAAACAAGACGAUGAUGAUGACGAUGAUGAUGAUGAUGGAGACUUUCAAGGUGACAGCAGUGAUGGGGAGGAUGACUUUGGUUCGGAUGCCGAAUUAGAAGACUACUCGUAG
Molecule: messenger RNA, 1083 nt
Organism: Cylindrotheca closterium
Lineage: Eukaryota; Bacillariophyta; Bacillariophyceae; Bacillariales; Bacillariaceae
Source: the annotation of a GenBank genome assembly